AUGGCACUGGUGCUGAACAAAGAUUCGGCCGUUCUUCAGGGUGCGUUCCUCCUGGCUGAUAAGCUGUGUCUCCCCUCAUCGCUGUCCUCCCUUCAGAAAGCGGACUGGAGCAGGGUGGGACGUCCUGUCCUGGAGGCAGUCAGAGAAGUCUGUGGACAAGAUGAAGUCAGUGCGUCCACAACGGCUGUCACCUGGACAAAGAAAUUAGUUUGUGCUGUGUGGCUCAAGGUGUUGUGUAGGGAGUAUGGAGAAGACGUGGAGAUGGCCUGGAGGGAGAACCCUUUCUUCCCCCUUCAGAACGGCCUCCCGGAGGUCAACCAUGUUGUCCUGCUGGAAGUGGUGAGGUCGAUGGCAGCUGCUCAGGCAUUUGCCCAUUUCCUCUUGUAUCUUCCUCAGUCUCAGAUCUGUACUGAGCUCGAAAGGCUAGUGCAACACGUGAGGAGCAGCCCUACUAGAGAGGACGAUGUCCGACUUUUUCUGGAGGUGUGGUGGGAGCUGUGGAAAGGCCCAGAUGAGCAGAAAGCAGGAGGAGAUGAUAGCAUUGAAGUGAUGUUCGCUAGACAGUUUGCUCGUCUCUCCCCCAAGUCUUCCGGUCUGACCCCUCAGGCUGCCAAGAGGUUAAAGUUAGACACGUCAGAUCUACCAGGAUCAUCGCCAGCCUCUGAUGUCCUCCACAUUGUCCUUCAUGCACUUAAAGACAUAAAAGAUCACAUAUCUACAGCAGAUCUUUGUCUCCAGGCCCUCUCCAUUUCUCUUGAUGCUGUUCACACAGCCUUCCUGAUAGACCAAGCCGUUGUACUUUCAACCGAAGAGAAGAUGCACAUCUUGUCUAAAGUCGUCAGCAUCAGAGAAAAGAAUGAUGAGAAACUGAGCCCUGAACUUAUUCGGGAGGCUCAGAGAGACCUACGUGCUUCUCUAACACCCUCUAAGUUUCACCCCAGCAGGGUGAAGCUCGGUGAAGCCAUGAAUAUUAUAACAGAACUUGUGCAGUUUUGGCAAAACAGUGGGUUCCUGAAAGUGUCCUGUAGCUCCAAUCCUAGCUACUCUGCAUUCAAACUACAACAAAGUCUCCAGAGAGUCCUGACAGCUCUACAGAAAGUGCCUGAAACCAUGACUGACAUGGAUGAUCAAGAGACUGAGAAGAAUGUACUCGGAGGUUUGCUGGAGUCACUGGCUUUCCCUGCUCUAGAGAGCACCCCCGAGGUGAACGCGAGGGUCGCCGCGAUCAUCAUCAGCCACCGCCUGGACGACUAUCAGAACUUUGCGGUGUUAUUUGCCGGCGAGAAGACCUGGUCUGCCUGGGAUGAGCGCUGGGUGGACUGCCUGCAGAAGAACCAGGUAGUUUUCCAGCAGUGCGACACACUGAUCAAGCUGACCUCCACCCUCAUGAGGAAACUCCACAGUGGGAGUGCGAACGUAAACCAGUGCAGGAGGCUGAUGAAAGUCAUUGCGGACAUGUUCUCUGCGCUCUCCUUAAAAGACAAGAACACGGCGUUGGCUGCCAUGUUGAGACUCUCCAGCAAGGGGUUCUUCGGGUGUUCCGUCCCCUCUGCCGUGACUGACGGGUUUGAGCAGGAGCUCAACAUGGCCUUCAACUGCAUCAUCCAAGGAGGGGGUGGAGCGCCGGCAGCGGCGUCUCAGGGCAACCUGAACACAGCCGUCUCUUUAGUAGCAAGAGUUGCGUUUCAGAACCCAGAGGCUGCUCUGCGGUCUUGUUGUCAUUCAGCUAUUUUCAAUAAAGGUGCUUUCUCUCUCAUGGCUAAGAUCCUGCAGCAGCUGCCUGGACUCAGAGGACGGAGGGAAAGUGAAACUCAAAGGGAUGAGGAAGAAAGACAAGAGGCUGGGGGAGAUAUAGAUGAAGGAAAGGGUGCUCUGAGUGGUAGCGGCCUCCUCUGCAGGUGUCUCCAGGAGAUGAUCAACACCAAGUCACUGUCAGCCAAUGAAAAAGAGCAGUUCCUCAAAUAUCUGGGUCUGCUGAUGAUGCCUGUCAUGACAGGUGACGGAGAAGAAAGGAUGCAAAGCUUUCUGCCACCUGAGGAGGUCGUGAACGUCUUCGUCCUGCCUAACCUCUCCACUGUGGGUCAGAGCUGCUUUGAUACAGAGCUGAGUCUGCAGCUUCUCCACAUUGCUUUGUCUGCGGACGUCCAGGAACAAGCCUCGUCUCCUCACUGGGUGUUGGACUGCUCCCCCUUUCCCCUGCUCUACGUCCUGGCCCAGCUGCAGAGCCAGACUCUCAGGUGUUGGGAGCAGCCACCAGAGGGCACCUUUCACCACUUGUCCAUGGACACCAAGGAGCUGCUGGAGUCGGUGCUGACCACAUUGGGGCAGCUGGUGGGUGCAGAGGUGGCGGCGGCCCCCAGCAGCUGGUCCAGAGCUCUGUUCUGGCUCUACAACAAGAUGGAGGAACUGGACUGGACCGUUCGUUUCCACCUGAAGCCCGUUUGGGGGGAACACUUUAAAAACGAGGUUCCCACGUCUCUGCUUACUGUGUGUGAUCUACCUGAGCAGGAGUGGUCAGGUUUGGACCUGCCUCAGUAUGGCCAGGGCACGGGUCUUUUGGCCUGGAUGGAGUGCUGCUCUGUAUCAGACUCCCUACAGUCCACCAUGUUGUCCCGUCUCUCUCUGGACCAGCGCAAGCCCGACCACGUCAACAUGUUCAGCAAAGGCCUGCUGGUGGCUCUGACCCAGACCCUGCCCUGCUGCUCCGUCUCCCAGUGGACCAGACUGCUGAGAGUCCUGCGGGAGCUGAUCUCCUCAGGUCGCCUCCAUGUUCCCUUCUCGCUCGAGUACGUGGACUAUCUGCCACUCCUGGAUCUUAGGAGGUUUUCGUGUGAGCUCCGCCUGUCUGUCCUCCUGCUUCGAGUCCUUCAGCUGCUCUGCGGGUCCAGCUGCUCCCACUGGCUGUCAGCGGACGGCUGGGCGCACGUUGGCAGGUUAUACGCCCACGCUGUGAGGGAGAUGAUAAACUCAGUAAGAGCCAAGCUUCCUCUUCCUUCAUCUGGCGCUUUGACGGCCUCUGCUUCAACGCCUCCUAAAACGCCAGCAUCUAAAGACUCCAGUUCAUCCUGCACUUCAAUCAAAACUCCUAAAAUGUCCAAAGCCUCUCUGAAAGACGUUACACAAGCAGAAGGUUCUCCUCUGAACUCCAAAGAGUCCCAAAUGGAGGUGGAGGUGGAGAUGGUUCCCAGCCAGGAAGUCCUUUUUGUACUCAGCCAGCUCUUCUGCCAUGUUCAGCACAUCCAGGUGAUGAUGCCAGGAGGCCAGUGUGAACCGUUGUUCCUGUCCAGUCUGGAGAUCCUCAGCCACUACGAGGCAAUCAUGGCCGCUUUCCCUGGCAGCAGCAGCCCGCUGGAGAGCGACAACACCCGCCACUUCUUCUCCACCAUCACAGACAACCUGGACAACCAGGAGAUGAAGGCUGUACUGCGUCAGAAGAUCGCUCAGCUCGUGUCAUCGGCAGCUUAAGAUGCACCGAUUUUUCUUUAAUGUUUUCCAUCAGGGCUCUUACAUGGGUUUGCUGAUAAAAUAAUUUCACUUGUCAAUGUUGUACGCUGCACUUGGUUAAAUCACAGAGUGAUGCUGAGGAGUCUGAAUAAAAAAAGCCUAUAUUCCACAGCAAA
Messenger RNA from Micropterus salmoides (largemouth bass), 3620 nucleotides. RefSeq names its product gem (nuclear organelle) associated protein 4 (gene gemin4). Bases 1 to 3465 code for a protein of 1154 amino acids. The record is from RefSeq and is a predicted model, not a curated record. The transcript has 6 exons. Gene Ontology annotation, cellular component: SMN complex. Gene Ontology annotation, biological process: spliceosomal snRNP assembly; rRNA processing. Lineage: Eukaryota; Metazoa; Chordata; Actinopteri; Centrarchiformes; Centrarchidae.